ACCCGGCCGCCCUGAGUGCACCUGCAGAGCUGGCAGGAGGAGUCUUCUUGCAGUCUGAUGCUGGAUUGUGGCCGCUGCUCUUUGCUCACACGCCGCAACUUUUUACUGCAAGUUUCGCUCACUGGACUUCGAUUAAACUCACCCCGGGAAUGGAGGCGUCGAACGCUUGGCUCAGCUGCCUGCUCUUCACUCUUUUAGGCGCUUCCACUGUUGGACUGGAGAUAACCUCCUCAGCAAUGACGUCCAUCGAGAAAGCCAGCGGUCAAAACGUGAAACUGGACUGCAUGUUCACUUUAGAUGCCGCGGAUUCCGGGCCGCUGGAUAUCGAGUGGAGCUUGCUGUCUUCUGACAACCAGAAAGAAGACAAAGUGGUCAUCCUGUACUCUGGCGACAGGUCCUACGAGGACUACUAUGCUGCAAUAAAGGGCCGAGUUCACUUCAACUCAGCUGACCCCAAGAAUGGCGACGCUUCAAUCAACCUGACGGGCCUGAAGUCUUCAGACUCGGGAACCUACCAAUGUAAAGUGAAGAAGGCGCCAGGUAUCCGCAGCAAAAAGAUGCUCCUGAUCGUCAUGGUGAAGCCAUCCAAGCCCAGGUGCCAAGCAGAUGGACCUACACAAGAGGGCAAGGACAUCACUCUCAGGUGCACAUCCAACGAGGGCACCAAGCCCAUACAAUACAGCUGGGAGAAAACUAGUGACAACAAGGUGCUGCCUGCUUCCGCUUUAAUGGACCCCAUGGGAGGCACCAUUAAUGUGAGGAACGCAUCUGCCAGUGCAUCUGGUGCAUACCGCUGCAUCGCCAGCAACCGGGUGGGCACAGAGGAGUGUGUACUGUAUCUCAAUGUGACACCUCCUCCCAAUACUGCCGGCAUCAUCGCAGGAGCCAUAAUCGCGGUGCUGCUGAUGCUCAUCAUCAUCGCCAUCAUCCUCUUCUGCUGCUGCCGUGCUCGACACAGGAAGAAGUAUGAGAAGGAAAUCUGCAAUGAGAUAAGAGAAGACGUUCCGCCUCCCAAGAGCCGCGUAUCUACGGCGCGCAGCUUCACCGUGGGCAGCCAGCGCUCCUCGCUGGGCUCCAUGUCGCCUUCCAACCUGCACGAGUACGCCCUGAAGACCCAGUACGACAAGAUCCCGUCAUCGGAAGAAGACAGACCUCCUAGCCACACCCCCAGGCCCCCACCGACCGCCCCCAGGGUGGCAGGGCCCAACCUCAGUCGCAUGGGCGGCAUCCCCGUCAUGAUCCCUGCCCAGAACAGGGACGGCUCCAUUGUUUAACGAUGCCUCCUUUUGCAAAGGAACCAUAACUGGUAGGUUAGAGGCGGGGGUGGCAGGGCUCGAAGAAGACGGAGCUGGGACAGGAUGCAGCUCUGACACAAACAAGACCUUACCGCUAUGAAGACCUUACCGCUGUGGUGCUGAGAAGAAAAUUGUAAUUUUACGGAAAUCACAGACUUUUUUUUUUAUAUCAAUCACAAGUCAUUUUUAAAGAUGCUGUAUGUUCAUUACAGCUUCUAGCCCCUGAUUAGCUCAUCUGUACAGCCGUAUGAAUGCAUGUAUAUAUAGAAGUACAUCUGGACGUGUGCUUGGAUUGACAGUUAAACCCAAAAUUAUUCAUAACCUGACCAAAGAGUUGAAGUGCAUUUUUAAUUGGCUGGAAAUGGACCUAGAAGGUGUCAACAACUAUAAGACGUUUAAAAGAAUAUAUACAGCAAAUCGGAGCGUAGUCGUGAUUGCACUGUGAUAAACGCGUACACAAAGACCCACAAUGCAUGCUGGGAAGCCCAACAAGAAUCUACCCACUGCUGCUUUGUUGCGUUAUUUAACAGGGACGUGAAUCUUACAACUCACGGUUCAGUUCGACUCCAGCUCUUACGGUGACCAUUUAAUAUGGAAUCAAUUCCCAUUUGAUUUUGUAUUAGGGAUGUAGCGAUAUCUACAUUUCCCAUCAAGGUUAUUGUGACCAAAAUUAUCGCUGUUAUCAUCAUAAUGUGCUCAGAGAAGUACCGAAACACACUGAAAUAUUGUAUCCAAGUUUUACAUGAACUAGUAUUCUUAUUUAAGAGCCAUAUUGAGUAGUGCCAGCUUGCUACUCCAGUAAAUUAGUGCCAGCAGUUUGAGUUUAUCAAAGUUUUUAUCAGUCACAGUUUUACAAUCGUUUAUUUUCAAACUGUAAUACUAAACCAUCGUGGGUUUUACCUUUUAUUGUUACAUUCCUACUUGGUUUACUAUGGUUUUGGGAUGAACAUGGAUUUGCAAACAAAAACAAAAAUGUGGAUUUGAUUUGGAAUUAAUCAUCUUUUUUGUGGUUACUAAUUUUUUUUAGUUCCAAAAAUGUUUUAUUAGUCUGUUACUAAUCGUAUUUUUGCUAACGUCGCAACGUCAAUAAUUUGGGCGGGGCUUCCUCUUCAUAUUCUAUAUUAUGUUAGAAGCCUUCUUAUUGGUCAAUCUUGGAUGACUGUGUGAGCGCUGACUACUUCCCCCUCCAACCCAUUAUAAAUAUCAAACACUGGGAGUAGGCUUUAUUGAGUCAAUUUAAACAGCUUGUAAUAUGUAAAAAAAAUAAAUAAAUUGGUUCCAAAUCAUUUUUUUUUGUACAGUACAGGCCAAAAGUUUGGACACACCUUCUCCUCUUUCAAUGCGUUUUCUUUAUUUUCAUGACUAUUUACAUUGUAGAUUUUCACUGAAGGCAUCAAAACUAUGAAUAAACACAUGUGGAGUUAUGCACUUAAUAAAAACAAAAGGUGAAAUAAUUAUAAAUAACUGAAAACAUGAUUUAAAUUCUAGUUUCUUCAAAAGAGCCACCCUUUGCUCUGAUUACUGCUUUGCACACUCUUGGCGUUCGCUCGAUGAGCUUCAAGCACACCUGUGAAGUGAAAACCAUUUCAGGCGACUACCUCUUGAAGUUCAUCGAGAGAAUGCCAAGAGUGUGCAAAGCAAUUAUCAGAGUAAAGGGUGGCUAUUUUGAAGAAACUAGAAUAUAAAACAUGUUUUCAGUAAUUUCACCUUUUUUUUUAUUAAGUACAUAACUCCACGUGUUCAUUCAUAGUUUUGAUGCCUUCAGUGACAAUCUACAAUGUAAAUAGUCAUGAAAAUAAAGAAAACGCAUUGAAUGAGGAGAAGGUGUCUCCAAACUUUUGGCCUGUACUGUAUAUAUUUGUAUUGCAAAUCAUUUUUGUAUGCAAAUCCAUUUUUUGUUUGGUUGUCAUAAAAGUACAGAUAAGUCUCCAUAGUAAACAAUAUGAAUUAUAAUAAAACCAAAAAUUAUUACAAAAUGUCUCCAAUAUUUUUCAUGAAUUCAAUAAAUCACAAACUAACAAAAAAAAAUCACUUGAACUCUAACCUAGUUUUAGAAUAUGAAUAAUUCUGGGCUUAUUUGCAGGUUGUAUCACUUUUUUUUCUUUUGUAAUUUAGGGCCUCCAUAAUGCUGACGUCAUUGUUUAAUGAAGUAGAAAUUCUGGUUCUCAUUUGGUAACUUUGUUAAUGAAGGUCCAGAAGUCUUCCGAAAUCCUGCUGUGGUCGGCAUGUUCUUAUUUUAAUUUUAAAGUUGUUUAGUCUGGGUGACCAUUGGCUGGAUCAAACCUCCCCACCCUCUGAUUGGGCGGAUUAUUGGCAUCUUGCCCCACUUUAAAAAAAACAAAGCCAUAACCGCCCCACGCCCCCUUAGAGGAUGGCCAGCUGGACAACAACAAAGUUCACUGAACCCAGCAUUGAUUGAUUAUGUUUGACUGCCAAUAGGAAAUAGAAGCAUCAGUGCACAAUAUUAGGAACACAUUCAUGUUGGUUUAUUAUGGAGCAGUGCUCCACACACACACACACACACACACACACACACACACACACACACACACACACACACACACACACCCGUAUGUAAUCCUCCGCCUGUGCUCCUGCAUUCCAUAGAGCUCCUGGUGAACCAGCUCUGCUCACUUGACAUGAAUACAACCAUUUUUAAACGGUUUAGAAGCAAACAAACGUGAUUGGAUUGAAGAAGGUUUGAGGUCCACCUAUAUAUUUUUGUUCCAGAUUACAAAAAUCUGUUCUCCUUCUCUCCCGUGUUUGGCCUUAUCCACACACUUCCUGUCUGCACUGCUGGCUUCAGUCGUGCCUUUUUGUUCCAGUCCUGAAUAAUUUUAUUCAUCAUAUUCAUGUCUUAUGCACAUCAUUCAUUAACACUUUUCAUGUUUACUUGUGCUUAUUUGAAGAAAGUUUUUUUUUUUUUUUCAAAGUCAUUUUUAAUUCUCUUAAAAAUGGACAAGUUGUGCUUGAAUAUUUCUUUCAUUUUAGUACAAAUGUUUGAAAUCUGUAGAAUUGUAGUACACUGGUACCUCGGGAUUUGUCCCUAAUCUGUUACAAAAGGUCCCGACGAACACAAAGCAAUAUUUCCCGCAAGAAAUCAUGCACAGUCGUAGAGUUUCACUCUUAUUGCAGAUUUUUUUUAACAGUUUUCUGCAGGGUUUUUUUGGGCCUGAAUUAAUGACUCGUUUGAAUUACAGAAUUUUUUGUCUGAAUUUGUCCAAUGAAUUAUUCCUGUCAUCAAGUGUACAUUUAUACAAGUUGUAUUUUAAACUAUUCAAAUGAAUCAGUCAAUGUAGAAUAUUGCAAUAUUGUAACGUAUCGUGACUGAAGUAUUGCGAUACACAUCGUACCAUGAAGUCAUUGCCAAUAUCCAAUUUUUUUAAGCAUAAAAAUGUCUAACUGAAACUAAAAAUGUCAUGACUAUAUUAGUAUAGGCCACUGUAGACCAAAGCAAUCAGAGCAGGCUGUUCAGUAUCCUGGCUCCUGAUUGGCCCAACAGGGUUACCAUAUCUAUUAAAGUAGUAUAAAAGUUUCAUAAUGUUAAAAAAUUGUAUUUAGGAAUGGUUUUUUUUAGUUAUUAUUUAACUAUGAAAAUAUUCAAUUUAUUAUUUAUAAUUCGUACUUUGCAGAAAUAGAUUUAUCACAGUUAUUAGCGAUAAAAGUUUAAAGCCACAGAUAUUUGAUAAGUCUCGCAACUUUUUCUUAGUGCGUCACCAUUCUGGAAUGAAAUAGUUUGUUGCAUACCAUAAUAAUCUACACAAUGCAUGCAUUAAAAUCUUGGCAAUAAUCUUCAUUAAUAAAAAAAACGGAUCGUACAAAAACCGAGGUACCAAUGUGUGACGCGCCAACAAACCCUUUGAGCGUGUCGUCCUCUUCCUGUCUAAAAACUUCCAAUAUUAAGUAUAGUUUUGGAAAUGGCCGUACUAAUAUGGUAUGAUGAUCUCGUUUUUCAGUUUUGCACUCCUGUAUGAAACCCAAUUAUCCUUUUUUUGUGUGUAUUUUAGUGCUGUAUUUUUGGAAUUAAUAAAGUGGUCAACACACGGAG
Messenger RNA from Nerophis ophidion (straightnose pipefish), 5343 nucleotides. RefSeq names its product CXADR Ig-like cell adhesion molecule (gene cxadr). Gene Ontology annotation, molecular function: cell adhesion molecule binding. Gene Ontology annotation, cellular component: intercalated disc; basolateral plasma membrane; bicellular tight junction. The record is from RefSeq and is a predicted model, not a curated record. NCBI's taxonomy places the organism in Eukaryota, Metazoa, Chordata, Actinopteri, Syngnathiformes, Syngnathidae. The coding region runs from base 150 to 1274 and encodes 374 amino acids. The transcript is spliced from 7 exons. Gene Ontology annotation, biological process: homotypic cell-cell adhesion.